Messenger RNA from Myxocyprinus asiaticus (Chinese sucker), 6543 nucleotides. RefSeq names its product rho guanine nucleotide exchange factor 15-like. NCBI's taxonomy places the organism in Eukaryota, Metazoa, Chordata, Actinopteri, Cypriniformes, Catostomidae. Gene Ontology annotation, biological process: activation of GTPase activity. The transcript has 16 exons. Bases 439 to 3306 code for a protein of 955 amino acids. The record is from RefSeq and is a predicted model, not a curated record. Gene Ontology annotation, molecular function: protein binding; guanyl-nucleotide exchange factor activity.
GGAAAACAAAGAGCUGGAGAUGCGCGUGUGGAUUUACCGGAGAGAACAACAAAAGAAGGAAGACGAAAGUAACGUCUGAUCAAAUCCUUGCGGAAAUUAAGUUAGCUUCGGACUGGCGUCUGUAGCUGUCAUUUUAAAAUAAAUGUAUUAAACCACAUUUCCAUGGACGUCUGUAAACUGGUCAUACACUGAUCUGUGCACAGUUAUUCCCCCACAGAUGAGGAGCAUGCGAGUGUAAUUUCUCAUUUUCUCUUCAGCAAAUCACUUUUCUUAAUGGAUUAUAAGGGCGAGCGAGACACAUUUGGUUAAAAAUUGAAGGCCCUUGAUGACCCUUAAUGUUCUUAUUGCAUGUUAAAAAUUGAAGGCCCUUGAUGACCCUGCUGCCUGGCCUCAUUUUGGCCGGGUUGCAUUAGUUAAAACAUAAAAAAAACAGCCAAGAUGUCUGCUCCAGAAACUCCACAGCUACCUCAAAGACCAGAGGUUAAACGGAGACCCCCGAUUCCUACAAAGCCCUCCAAUAAUACCUCGGAAGCUUCAUCUGUGGACAGCACAGCCUCUCAGAGGUCUGGGAAUGUAAAAACGAUAGUCAGCAAGUUCAGCUAUCCAGAGCCAGAGAACAUUCCAUGUGGAGGUACAGCAAAGAGUGCCAGCAUGGACAGGAGACAACAAAAACCUCCUAAAGUAAAGCCAAGACACAAAGUCAAGACUUCUUCUAUGACCAGUGCUGGCAUGGCACCACCUCUGCCUCCAAAGACAAGGCAAAAUUCCACUGGCCAGAAGGAAGAGGUGGAAUACAAAGAGGCUUCUGCACUGAUUAGGCAAGAAGGAUGCUUAGCUGCUGUAAUUAUUGAUGGCCGAUCAGCUCCUGAUGGGAAAGAGGGUGGCAAACUUCGAGCAGAACAGGAUUCAAGCCCUCUUCCGGAGCCUCAGUGUGAGAAGAACUGCAGCUGUGUUUGUCACCUGCAGAGGCCUGGCAUGAAGCUUGUAUGGGUGCCAAUAAGUGAAAAAGAGGAAGACGAGGGUGAGGAUGAAGAGAUGGGGCCAGAUUCUGAGAUAGAGACCAAUGACAUGGAGGAUCAGAAUGAAAGAGGAGGAGAGGGAGAAAGCGAAGCAGGAAAACAGGACAAGUCAAGUAUGGAGGUGGAAUCUUUGAGUGAAUCUUUAGCUGAGAGCAAGAACAACAGUGAGGAACCGGUAACAAAUAAAGACAUGUUCCAGAAGGCCCGCAGCCUCAUAGAACAGCAGCUGAGGAGGAAAUCAGACCCUGGGCCUCAAACACUGAUUGCCUCUGUUCUCCCGUUUCCUCAGACCCCUCUAAAUGCCACAAAAGCUCAGUCUUUGGAACAAGAGGAACCCAUUUAUGAAGUUAGCUUAGAUUUGGUCCCUCCACCCAGACCGCAAAAGGGGUCAGACAUUCUGACAAGCGAGGACACCCUUCCAGCCAUUCCUCCUCGAAUGCCUUUGGAUAACAGGUGCACGCCUCGCCUUGUUUUGUCUCCACCUCUAGCACGCCCUGUCUCCCCUCUGCUGCCCCCUUCCAAAUGCAGUCCACCUGCCAGUCCUCGACCACAAAGAGCUCCACCACCACCACCAUGCAAGACCUAUGAGAAUGGCAGACACCUCAGUAGUUAUUCUAUGCGGUCUAUAGAUGAGAAUGACAGUGCAGGGGCUGAUGGGGGAAAAUGUGGAACCAAUGAGAAACCUCCACGGUUACCACGUCGGCAACAAUCUGUUGACUUAGAAGCCGGAAUGAAUGAGGACUACUUGUAUCAGUUUUACACAAAAACGUUUAUAUCCAAGGAGAUCAGGAGAACAGUGUGCCGUAACAUCAGUAAGACCAGCAUAGACUUCCAGAUGGGGCCACACAAUACAACCAGCUCAGAGAAAGGAGCUGAAGGUCCCAGAUCCAGUCCCAUUCCAACUCUCAAGCAGAACAAUUUGUGGCAGGAUCUGCCAGCAGUACGAGACAGUGGUGUCCUGCAGACCCUUUCCCCAGAAGAGAGCAAGUACCAAGAGAGCAUGUUUGAGGUGAUAACAUCAGAAAUGUCGUACUUGCGCUCUCUGCGUGUGCUAACAGAGCACUUUAUGGAGUCAAGUGAUUUGAGUGAAACUAUCAUUAUCAGGGACAAAAAAACACUCUUCUCAAACAUCUUGCGCAUACAAGAGGUCAGCGAGAGAUUUCUGAAGGACCUGGAAGACAGACUAGAUGAGAGCAUUAUCAUUACAGACAUCUGUGAUAUCAUUCACUAUCAUUCUCAACACCAUUUCCCUGCAUAUAUCGACUAUGUUCGAAACCAGGUUUAUCAGGAUAAGACCUACACCAAUUUAAUACAAACUAACUCCCAGUUUGCGACUGUGAUCACCCGACUGCAGGAGUCACCCAAGUGUCAGCGACUGCCCUUCAUGUCCUUCCUGUUGCUGCCCUUCCAGAGAAUCACACGCAUUAAAAUGCUCAUUGAGAACAUCCUGAAGAGAACGGCUGUAGGUACAGAUAAGGAACAAACAGCAUCUAAAGCUCUGGAUUCUGUGUCCAAGAUCAUAGAAGAAUGUAAUACUCAGGUUGGAAAAAUGAAACAGGUGGAGGAGCUCAUUCAGAUUAAUGGUAUGCUGGAGUUUGACAAGCUAAAGGCGUUGCCAAUUAUCUCUCAAACACGUUACUUGGAAAAACGUGGAGAGUUGCAGGAAAUAAAUAGAGGAGGAACGUUCCUGAAUAUUCGCCCCAGAUUCACCCCUGUCUACCUCUUUCUCUUCAACGACCUGCUUGUCAUUGCCAGCAAGAAAAGUUCUGAGCGGUAUGUAGUCCUAGAUCAUGCCCAUCGGUCCUUGAUCCAGGUGCAGCCUCUGGGGGAGGACACAUCUGUGCCCAGCCUGGAGAACUGCUUCUGUCUGACUCUGCUGGAGAAUCACCAGGGACGUCAGAUGGAGAGAGUUUUGAAGGCUCCCACACAAUCUGACCUACACAGGUGGUUGGCAGUAUUCCCCAAUCCCAACGACCAAAAUAAAUAUCAAGAGGAAGUCAUAUAUGAGGACUGGGACUGUCCUCAAGUGCAGUGUGUGGAACAGUACGUGGCAGUUCAGGCAGAUGAGUUAAAUCUGGAGCCUACAGAGAUUGUCAACGUCACACGGAAAACAAAUGAAGGAUGGUAUGAGGGGAUCCGUCUGUCUGACGGACAGAAAGGCUGGUUUCCUGAAGCAAAUGUCCUGGAGAUCACCAAUGAGCACGUCCGACGACGCAACCUCAGAGAGCGCUAUCGGGUUAUCCAAGCUGCGGGUGUUGUUGCCAACAAGACCCGGAGUAUACCAUAGAUUGAAAGCUCUGCAUCCUGGCAUCCUGGAAUUCCUAAAAUGGGAAUAGUCUUUUAAAUUAUGGACAUUUAAUACAGACUCUGUACUGAUGGAAAGUGUUGAUGUAUUGAUGUAUUACAUCCUUUUAGGAUCAGAAACAUAAUUCUAUUGGGAUUUUAAACAAAGAACAUGGGAAAAUGGAUUGACCAUGAACAAAAAAAAGUCAUUUUGGCACUUUGAACAAAAUGAUAAACUAAAUCUCAUGUAGGUGUGGCUUCAGUGGGCCCAAUAUGUUCCAUUCAGUUGUUUUGUUAGGGACCCUAUUAUGGAAUGUACAUUGUUUCAGAGAAGUAUGUGUAUGUGUGUGUGCAUGUGCAAGAGCGUGCAUGCCUGUGAUCUUCAGUACUUGCUUCAAGAAUGUCAAACUUCAGAAAUUCCAGUUAAGCUGAUCAGAUGGGUUAGAUGGUGCCUGUUGGUUAAAAUAUCACAUGCUCUGAUUGUUGCUGGUUGGUAAAAAUAUCACGUGCUCUGAUAUAGAUGACCAAGGUGGUACAUUCUUUAUAAACCUGCAUGUUUAGUCUUGUUAAUGGAGGCAACGAAUGUGUGGUAUUUAGAUUGUGUACUGUAAACACAAGUGCUGUUGUGGUACAUGUAAAUGGGAUAUGUAUUUAUUGUACAGUUGAAUUUAAAGGGAUAGUUCACCCAAACAUUUAAAUUCUCUCAUCAUUUACUCACCCUCAUGCCAUCCCAGAUGUGUAUGACUUACUUUCUUCUGCUGAACACAAAUAUAAUUUUUUAGAAAAAUAUCUCAACUCUGUAGGUCCAUACAAUACAAGUGAAUGGUGGCCAGAACUCUGAAGGAUCAAAAAGCAUGUAAAGGCUGCAUAAAAGUAAUCCAUAAGACUCAAGUGGUUAAAUCUAUGUCUUUAGAAGCGAAAGGUGUGGGUAAGAAACAAUACAAUAUUUAAGUCCUUAAUAAACAAGCAAUAUUUAAAGUCCUUUUAUACCAUUAAUCUCCAAUUUCACUUUCACAUUCUUCUUUUGUUAAUGGCAAUUUGCAUUUUUCAUGCAUAUCGCCACCUACUGGGCAGGGAGUAAAAUUUACAGUUGAAGUCAGAAGUUUACAAACACUUAGGUUGAAAUCAUUCAAAUUAAUUUUUUAACCACUCCUCAGAAUUUUUAUUUUUUUGGACCCCCACAAGUCUGGUUCAUCCUUGGGAGCAAUUUCCAAAUGCCUGAAGGUACCACGAUCAUCUGUACAAACAAUAGUACGCAAGUAUAAACACCAUGGGACCACGCAGCCAUCAUACAGCUCAGGAAGGAGACGCAUUCUGUCUCCUAAAGAUGAACGUAGUUUGGUGCGAAAAGUGCAAAUCAAGUAAAACAAGUCCUAUAUCGACAUAACCUGAAAGGCUGCUCAGCAAGUAAGAAGCCAAUGCUCCAAAACUGCCAUAAAAAAAGCCAGACUACAGUUUGCAAGUGCAUAUGGGGACAAAGAUCUUACUUUUUGGAGAAAUUUCCUCUGGUCUGAUGAUUUUUUUAAAUUUUUUUAUUUUUUUACAUUUUGGCCAUAAUGACCAUCGUUAUGUUUGGAGGAAAAAAGAUGAGGCUUGCAAGCCGAAGAACACCAUCCCAACCAUGAAGCAUGGGGGUGGCAGCAUCAUGUUGUGGGGGUGCUUUGCUGCAGGAUGGAAUGGUGCACUUCACAAAAUAGAUGGCAUCAUGAGGAAGGAAAAUUAUGUGGAUAUAUUGAAGCAACAUCUCAAGACAUCAGCCAUGAAUUUAAAGCUUGUUCGCAAAUGGAUCCUCCUAAUGGACAAUGACCCCAAGCAUACCUCCAAAUUUGUGGCAAAAUGGCUUAAGGACAACAAAGUCAAGGUAUUGGAGUGGUCAUCACAAAGCCCUGACCUCAUUCUGAUAGAAAAUUUGUGGGCAGAACUGAAAAAGCGUGUGUGAGCAAGGAGGCCUACAAACCUGACUCAGUCUACCCAAAACAUUUGACCCAAGUUAAACAAUUUAAAGGCAAUACUACCAAAUACUAACAAAGUGUAUGUAAACUUCUGACCAACUGGGAAUAUGAUGAAAAAAAUAAAAGCUGAAAUAAAUCAUUUUCUUUACUAUUAUUUUGACAUUUCACAUUCUUAAAAUAAAGCAGUGAUCCUAACUGACCUAAGACAGGGAAAGUUGUCUACGAUUAAAUGUCAGGAAUUGUGAAAAACUGAGUUUAAAUGUAUUUGGCUAAGGUGUAUGUAAACUUCUGACUUCAACUGUAUAGUAAAAAAGGACAUACAUAUUAAUCUGUUUCUCACCCACACCUAUCAUAUUGCUUCUGAAGAUUUCACCACUGGAGUCGAAUGGAUUACUUUUAUGCUGCCUUAAUGUCCUUUUUAGAACUUAAAAUUUCUGACCACCAUUCACUGUCUUGCAUCUUAUGGACCUACAGAACUAAGAUUUUCUUCUAAAAAAAUCUUCAUUUGUGUUCAGCAGAAGAAAGAAAGUCAUACACCUCUGGGAUGGCAUAAGGGUAAGUAAAUCAUGAGAGAAUUUUAUUUUUUGGGUGAACUAUCCCUUUAAGCGUAAAACAACAACACCAACAACGAUAUAGCCAACCCAGUCAGAAACGUGUCUGUACAUAUACUUUUUUACAGUUAGAGAGAAUAGCAGCAAGCUUCAUCAGUAAGUUGUGGGCUUUUAAGAGUGCCAUGAUCUACUCAUGCUGUUGUGAGUCAUACUAAUAAUUGGUUGACUUUUUAAAGAAUGACAUCCUUCAUUGUUUGUAUAUGUGGGUGUGGGAAUAUAAAUGUGGGAGCAUACAUGGAUUUUACAUUGUGAAUACAAUAGGUAGUUCGGGUAGGUAGGAGGUCUGCUUUAGACUUCUGUUUUCUUGUCCUGUGAAUAGUAAAGGGAAAAGCAACACUUUAAGGAGAAGUUAUGUGCUUGAACUUCUGCUCCGUGCAUUAUAGAUGCAUCUUCCUCUGGCGCCAUCUAAUGGACAAAGUGCAUCGAUGCAUUUAAUGUAGAGUAUAAUGUGCUUUAUUUGGAGUAGCUUGAUGCAGCAAACAUUUUUUCUGUCUCAGUUGAUCCCAGUAUAUUCAUGUAUAUCCUCAGUGUAUUCUUGACAAAGACCAAAGGCAAGUAAAACAUGAAAGAGCAGCAGUUACAUAGUAUAUGUAUGUGGUAUAUGUAGAUAUGUAUAGUAUAUUAUUGGUCAUUUAUUGGAACAAAAGCAUAAAAAAUUAAAUGUACUUGAAAAAUGUA